AUGUCUGAUAAUAAUAAUAUUUCUAAUAAUUCUUCUAAUUUACUUACCUUAUCAACUGAAAAUUCUCAGACAGACAAACCAGCAAAAUCACCUCUUCCCUCAAAAGCAGAUGACAAAAAGAGUGCUUUUGUAUUUUCAACAUUAUUAGAAAAAGGAAAAGACCAAAUUGUUUGUGAUUGGCCACUUGCCGGUAAAAAUGAUGGAUUAUUUAAAUCAAAAGAACUUAAUGACAAAAUAACUCUUACAUUAGAUUGUAGAGCAUUUGAUCCAGAGGAUAUUCAAGUUUCUGUUGAAGGUGAACGUGUUGGAGUUCAUUGUGAACAUCAAAAACGAAAAAAUAGUACAACAUGUGAGAGAAAAAUAUCAAGGACUUAUAAAUUACCAGGUUGUUAUGAUACAAAUACAUUACAACAUAAAGUAAAUGACUAUGGAGAGCUUAUAAUAACAGCAAACAGAUCACCUCGUCGUUAA
This is a messenger RNA of Strongyloides ratti, 471 nucleotides long. RefSeq names its product Alpha crystallin/Hsp20 domain and HSP20-like chaperone domain-containing protein. Gene Ontology annotation, biological process: protein refolding; response to heat. The transcript has a single exon. The record is from RefSeq and is a predicted model, not a curated record. Gene Ontology annotation, molecular function: protein folding chaperone. Lineage: Eukaryota; Metazoa; Nematoda; Chromadorea; Rhabditida; Strongyloididae. Bases 1 to 471 code for a protein of 156 amino acids.